Messenger RNA from Sphenostylis stenocarpa, 645 nucleotides. NCBI's taxonomy places the organism in Eukaryota, Viridiplantae, Streptophyta, Magnoliopsida, Fabales, Fabaceae. The record is from the annotation of a GenBank genome assembly.
AUGUUGAAUCGUUUUGCAGCCAUGACUGACGUCGUCCACGAAGCUGGGGUUGUUGCAGAUCCCACCCAGAUCGAUGUUAAGCUCUUUAACCGCUGGAGCUUCGAUGAUGUUCAGGUCAACGACAUUUCUCUGGCCGAUUACAUUGGAGUGGUGGCAUCCAAGCAUGCCACUUAUGUGCCUCACACUGCUGGUAGGUACUCUGUGAAGCGGUUCAGGAAGGCCCAGUGCCCCAUUGUUGAGAGGCUCACCAACUCUCUCAUGAUGCACGGUAGAAACAAUGGCAAGAAACUCAUGGCUGUUAGGAUCAUCAAGCAUGCUAUGGAAAUUAUUCAUUUGUUGACUGAUCUGAACCCCAUUCAGGUUAUUGUCGAUGCUGUCAUCAACAGUGGCCCCCGUGAAGAUGCUACAAGAAUUGGUUCUGCUGGAGUUGUAAGGAGACAGGCCGUGGAUAUCUCACCCCUCCGCAGAGUUAAUCAGGCUAUCUAUCUUUUAACAACUGGUGCACGUGAAGCUGCGUUUAGAAAUAUCAAGACAAUCGCUGAAUGCCUGGCUGAUGAACUUAUUAAUGCAGCCAAAGGGUCAUCCAACAGUUAUGCUAUCAAGAAGAAGGAUGAAAUUGAGAGAGUUGCCAAGGCUAAUCGUUGA